Columba livia (rock pigeon) is the source of this 1940-nucleotide messenger RNA. RefSeq names its product serine protease 57 (gene PRSS57). Bases 925 to 1722 code for a protein of 265 amino acids. The record is from RefSeq and is a predicted model, not a curated record. Gene Ontology annotation, molecular function: serine-type endopeptidase activity. Gene Ontology annotation, biological process: proteolysis. NCBI's taxonomy places the organism in Eukaryota, Metazoa, Chordata, Aves, Columbiformes, Columbidae. The transcript has 5 exons.
CCUUGGCACCACGGAGGGCCCCCACACCGGGCACUGCCCCGGCUCAUCCCUCCCGCUGUGCCGGGGUCUCCACGCCCCCGGCACGCAGCCCUGAGGGUGCGAAGGGAACCGGGGAGAGGCUGGAGAAGCGGGGAGCCCGGGCUGCGCAGCCCCCUCGCCUCUCUUGCGUUUCUCAACACAACGGUUGCGUUGGGCAAACACUGACAAACUGCCACAGGAAGCCCCGGGCCAGCUGCGACCACGGCACCGUUGGGAAACGUGCCCGCUGCCGGGGCCAGAGCUCCGCGCUCGGCCCAGAUGCAAGCCCAGCUCUGCAGUGAGGGUCACAUCGGUCAUGGGGCCCCUGUCCCCCCACCCUGGUACAACAACACCCCGCUACACCCUGCAGCCCUCCUUGCACCCUGGAGGGUGCAGAUCAGGGAGACCAAACUGCCCCUCCACCUGCAGCGCCACCCCAGAGCCAGGGGUCUCUGGAGGGGCCAUAGGACACAUCAGGUCUGUCCCUGCUCCAGUCCCAGGGACACUGCCACAUCCUGGGAGGUGUCCUGGGAUGUGGGGGGGCCCUGCUGCUCCUGCAUGUCUGCCAAGAGCUGAGAGGUUUCCUCCUGAUUAGCUCAAAGCACAAGAGUCAGGGCUGGGUUGGGAAGUCACUCUGCUUUCUCUCUUCCCUCCCUAACCCGCUCUCCCCCAGCAAGGAGCUGCACCGCUACGGAGGAAGCUGCAACGCUGCAUGUGCCCCCAGUGCAGAUUGCACAGCCAGUGCCCCCCACCCCACAGCAUUGCCCAAGGCAGCAACAUGCAGAGAGGAGGAAGCAGAGGGAGAUAACCCGCCAGCAUCCUGGCAGAGGCUCAGCCCCCCAUUAUUUAAGCACCUCCAGCUCUGAGCAGCCCCAGAGGAGGUGGCUGUGGUGGCUCUGCACCAGCAUGGUCAUGGCUGGGCUGUUCAUCCUCAGCCUGGGAGGCUCCGUGCUGCUCCCAGCAGGCACCCAAGGGAGCCGGAUCAUCGGGGGAAAGGUGGUGACACCCCACUCCCGGCCCUUCAUCGCCUCCAUCCAGAUGGACGGUCAGCACGUCUGCGGGGGCUUCCUGGUCUGGCCCAAGUGGGUGAUGACAGCAGCCCACUGCCUCAUUCCCAGGCGCAAUCCCUCGGUGCGCGUGGUGCUGGGCGCCCACAGGCUGGAGGAGCCCGAGGGGUCCCAGCAGAUCUUCGGCAUAGCCCAGUCCAUCGCCCACCCGCACUACAACCCCCGCUCGGUGGACAACGACAUCCGCCUGCUCCAGCUGAACAGAUCAGCCACACUGAACGAGUACGUGAAGCGGAUCCGUCUGCCCCCCCCACACGUUGACCUGAAGCCCGGCACAGUCUGCCAUGUGCUGGGCUGGGGGGACAUCUCCAACUACGGCGACCGGCCCACUGAGCUGAUGGAGACCGGCACCACCAUCGUCAAGCGAAGCCUCUGCCGCACACUGUGGCGGGGCAAGGUCUCGACCAACAUGCUGUGUGGGGCCAGCCCCAAUGCCACGCUGCAGGGCGUCUGUGCGGGCGACUCUGGGGGACCUCUGGUCUUCAAGGGAAAGGUUUAUGGCAUCGUCUCGUUCUCUGGAGAGAGAUGUGGGGACCGCCGGUACCCUGAUAUCUACACCAAGAUCUCCAACUACAUCGAGUGGGUGCAUCGCACCGUGCGAGGGCACCGCCAUCAGAAGGGGCAGCCGGAGCCCUAGCCAGGGCUGGGAGGGGGUCCCCGGGGGCAGAUGAGCUGCGGGAAAAGGGUCUGGGGUAUCUUGGCUGUCUGGCAGCACCCAGGAGGGGAGAAGAGGGUCAGACUCCCAGGUCCUGCUAGCUCCAAGGGGUUUGGGAGCUGAUGCUCAGGACUCCUUGACCUGUGCAAGAAGCCUGAGCACCUCACAUCUACCUUCCUCAAUAAAUCCUCGGUCCCAGA